Messenger RNA from Plenodomus lingam JN3, 234 nucleotides. NCBI's taxonomy places the organism in Eukaryota, Fungi, Ascomycota, Dothideomycetes, Pleosporales, Leptosphaeriaceae. The record is from RefSeq and is a predicted model, not a curated record.
AUGUCAGCCUACAUAUCCAAUGUAGGCAACAUUCAGGAUCCGGGUGCCCCUGCACGGAUCGUCAAGGAAGGCCUUUGCUUAUUGGCGAAAAAGUCCCAGAGUACAUCUGAUGAGCAACAUCUGCCCACACCGCUUCUCAUCGACUCAGCAUGCACAUGGGGGAUCGAGCGGUCAUACAAGAAACUGCUGAACUCUCUACUUCUCGAGCAACAGAGCAGGUUCGGUCUGAUGUAG